Solea solea (common sole) is the source of this 6556-nucleotide messenger RNA. RefSeq names its product collagen alpha-1(I) chain. Lineage: Eukaryota; Metazoa; Chordata; Actinopteri; Pleuronectiformes; Soleidae. The coding region runs from base 290 to 4570 and encodes 1426 amino acids. Gene Ontology annotation, molecular function: extracellular matrix structural constituent. The transcript is spliced from 62 exons. The record is from RefSeq and is a predicted model, not a curated record.
UCCCUUGAAAGUCUUCGAAAAAACAGAACUAGACACAUCACAGACGAGAGCAGGCACAGAGGUCAUCUCUGCACAUGAAACAAUUCUACAACCCAGCAGAAUAGAACUAAGCGGCCGGGAAAUCCUUACUGAACUUGGUAAUGUUUCAAGCAGAGAAAGUGAAGAAAUCCCUGAAACUGAAAUUAGUUUAGAAAGUGUUUCACCUGAAAAUGAAACGUCACCACAACAAAAGCAACUUGGUGGAGAGAAGGGAAGCGGCAGAGACAAAGACAAAGAUGAGAUCGGUUUAAUGGUGGAAGAGGAAGUGGAGAGUGAAGCAGGGAUGGUUUUUGAAAAUUAUGACAUUGUCAUCUCUGAGACAUCUAAUCAGUCUUCGUCAGAGUGGAUUUCCCAGUUCAAUAAUGAAGACUUAACAGUCCAAGCUGAGACUGAAUCUCCACGACAGACUGUUAAAACAGCCAAGCAGAGGCCUGCAGUCACAGGGAUCAGAGGUCAAAGGGGACUGCAGGGACCACCUGGACUACCAGGACCACCAGGACCUAAAGGCGACAAAGGAUAUCAAGGUGUUAUGGGAAGAACCGGGCGGACAGGAUACAGAGGCCCCAUCGGUCCUCCUGGGAAGCCUGCCAUUGUUGUGUUUAAAACCUCUGAAGAAGAAUGGGAGGUUUUCAAGAAAAAGAAGAUUUACAAAAAGUUGGUGUCUUCCUGGCCAAAACGAAAGGGGCCUCCGGGGCCUCCUGGACCUCCAGGAGAUGAUGGACCACUUGGGCUGCCUGGAAUUCGUGGGAAGCAAGGACCAAAAGGAGUUCAGGGAAAAAUUGGCAGUCCUGGACCACAGGGUCUGCCAGGUCGCCAGGGCCGACCUGGAGGAGCAGGGAUCCCAGGAAAAUAUGCUGAUGCAGGCCCUCCAGGCUCACCUGGAGAACAGGGUCCAAAAGGCUACACAGGAGAGAAGGGCAGUAAAGGGGAGCUGGGUGAGUGGGGUUAUCAAGGAGAGGCUGGGCCAUAUGGAGAUAAAGGACAAAAAGGAGACAAGGGAAAUAAAGGAGUCAGAGGCCAUGUCGGGCUCCCUGGUUAUAUAGGAAUACCCGGAUCCAGGGGACCUCCCGGUUUUCCAGGACCAUCAGGAACUAAAGGAGAGAUUGGAGCGCCAGGAUUCCAUGGAUCACCAGGUCCACCUGGUAAAAUUGGCUCCAGAGGACGACAAGGAGUCUUAGGAGUCAAUGGACCUCCAGGACAUCAAGGUGAACCGGGUGUCAGAGGAGCAGCUGGAGCACAGGGAGAACCAGGUCCUGACGGCACAUUGGGUUUUCCUGGUGUCCGUGGCCCUCAGGGAAAUCCAGGACCAGGUGGGCCUUUUGGUCAUAAAGGAGAUCCAGGUGAUCAAGGAGAUCCAGGAGAUAUAGGAGAACCUGGACCACCUGGACUUUAUGGAGCCAACGGAAAUCUAGGCAAGCCUGGACCUUCAGGUGAUCCCGGGACAAAAGCCGGGCGAGGUGACAAGGGUGAUUGUGGGUUUAAGGGAGACCUAGGGUUUCCAGGGCCUCCGGGUAAACGGGGAUUAAAGGGGCGUAGAGGUCCAUCAGGAUUUGAAGGACUUGGAGGACCAACAGGGCCAGUAGGACAUCUUGGUCCCAGUGGGCUUGAUGGCAUCAUGGGAGAACAGGGAAAGCAGGGAAAAGAUGGACCAAAGGGAAAUCGAGGGCCAACUGGAAUUACAGGAGUUCCUGGGCCUCAAGCUGACAAAGGUAGAGACGGUCGAACUGGAUUUUCAGGAAUGCCUGGUCCCAUUGGUGAGAUGGGAAAAUCUGGAGAAAGAGGACGUGAAGGAGAGCCUGGUAUUAAGGGAAUCCGUGGAGUCCCUGGGGAGACUGGAACCAAAGGGCAGAAGGGUUUUCAAGGUCACUUGGGGAACAGAGGGCAGGAUGGAGCUGUUGGAGCCAUGGGCCACAUUGGUGCAAAAGGAAUGAAUGGAGACACUGGACCUCCAGGACCACGAGGAUUACCCGGAAAGACAGGAGCACCCGGCCUCCAAGGACAUGUAGGGAAUAGUGGGCAAGCUGGCAGCACAGGAAAGGAGGGAACAUCAGGAAAACCAGGAGAAAAAGGGGUCAAAGGUAAAGAAGGCCCAAGUGGACUUCCAGGGGCUGAAGGGCUUAAGGGUAAGAGAGGAAAGGAUGGACCAAGGGGAAAACAAGGCCCCCAGGGUGAGAUGGGCAUGUUGGGACCACAUGGAUACAGAGGACCUAAUGGUAUUCAGGGUAACAUUGGACCAUGGGGUGAGGUUGGGUCCCGUGGCCUUCCAGGUGACCAGGGGCCACAAGGUCCACAUGGCCCUCAUGGAGUAACAGGUUACCCAGGUAAAGAUGGACCCCAAGGACCAGCUGGAUCACCUGGACUCAAAGGAGAUAAAGGAUCAGCAGGGUCUUUAGGACAGGAGGGAGUUGCUGGUCUCGAUGGUGAGGAGGGCCCACAUGGACUGAGGGGAUCUGAGGGCCCAACUGGACCAAAAGGAUUAUCAGGUGAUAAAGGAAAUCCUGGACCUUCUGGACAGAAAAGGCCAAAGGGAGCUGAAGGUGACCCAGGCAAUCAAGGGUCACUGGGACCAAAGGGGCUUCCGGGGAAGCAGGGAUACAGUGGUCCAUCAGGAGACCGAGGAAAACAGGGAGUUCCUGGACUCAAGGGUGAGCCAGGUAUCAGAGGUCCAUCAGGUGUGAUGGGACGUUUUGGACCAGGAGGCGAAACUGGAACAGCAGGAACUAAAGGCCUGAAGGGGGACCAGGGACAAACUGGCCCCCCUGGUAAUAUAGGCCCACAUGGACCUAUUGGACCUUCAACACCAGGUUCACCAGGUGACAAAGGUGUUGAUGGCAAAACUGGGAUCCCUGGGCUAAAGGGCAGCCAGGGUGAGAAGGGCAACCUCGGCCCUCCGGCUAUCAAAGGAGACACGGGAGUAAGAGGUCAAACCGGUGCGAAAGGAGAACCUGGAACACGAGGCACAGCAGGGAAAGUUGGGAAAAUAGGGUUUGUUGGAUCUCCAGGUGUCAAAGGUCAACUUGGAGCUGCUGGUCCUCCUGGGCUUCCAGGAAGUAAAGGAAAUCAUGGGUCAAAGGGACAAACAGGCCAGUCUGGAAGGAAAGGGAGUAAAGGACUACCUGGGAAAACUGGAGUGAAAGGACCGCCAGGGAGACCAGGGCCUGCUGGAACACCAGGAAAACCCGGCCUGAGUGGAUUGGACGGCUUACUGGGGGUUGAGGGCAACGAAGGCGAUCCGGGUGAUACUGGUUUCAGGGGAGCUCCUGGGUCGCCUGGCAAGCCUGGUAAGAUGGGAAAACCUGGGCCUCCUGGGAUCAGUGGAAAUAUUGGAGCUGGAGGUUUCAAGGGUAAAACUGGACCAAAUGGAAACCAUGGACCUCCUGGACCUACUGGGCCAAAGGGUAUUCCAGGACUGAGAGGAGAGAAGGGUGAACCUGGAAGUCUUGGAACAAAGGGUCUCCCAGGUGACACAGGGGCCCUGGGACCAGACGGGCCUCCAGGGAUAAAGGGAAAUCCUGGUUUGCAGGGACUAACAGGUCCCAUAGGCCGUAAAGGAAAGCAGGGGGACACUGGUCCUCAUGGUCCACCAGGUCGAUAUGGCUACCUUGGCACUCCUGGCAAGCGUGGAACAAAGGGAGUGAAAGGCUUCCAGGGCAAGAGAGGAUCAAAAGGAGAAAAAGGAAAGCCUGGACCUCCAGGAAAACCAGGUGCUCCAGGCAAACACAGAGGACAAUCAAGUCGAGAUCAAAGAAAUGAGCUAAGGCCUAAAACCAGAACCAGUACAAAGUCUAAACUGAAAAAUGUGCCAACAUCCAGGCUCAUCUCCCUGAAGCAAAAGAAACGACAACAAAAGAGGCCCAGGUCAGUGCAGAGGAGUUUUCCUCAAAGAGAUGAGGAGGAGGAGUUGCUCAGUUUGCCCAUGGGAACUAAGGAUGAUCCUGCCACCACCUGCCAUGAGCUGGGACUCAUACACCCAAAGCUGAAUGAUGGAUACUUUUACAUGGACCCCAACCAAGGCUGCGUUUGUGACGCCCUGAAGGUGUUCUGUAACUUUACAGCAGGAGGAACAACCUGCAUUGACCCUUUAAAGUCAAAGAUUAAACUCAGAUGGGAACCAGAAAUGCAGAAAUCCACAGCUCUCCAGUGGUUAAGUCAGCAGCAUGGUGGAAGCAAGUUUGAGUAUGCUGGCAUGGAUGUUGUCCAGCUGAGGUUUUUGCGAUUACACAGCCGUACGUCUUUCCAGCACAUGACUGUCAGCUGGACAGGAAACCCCUCCAGUGCUGCUGCCACAGCUAAUUCAACUAAUAUGAUCUAUGUGCUGGGAGACUCCGGCAAAGAAAUCAGUUCGCACCUUAUUGGACUUUCCAGAAAAGAAUUUGAGAUGCACAUGGUUGUGAGGGUUCAGGGGAGCACAGAGCUCCAUCGAGGAGAUAUGGAGUUCCUACCUGUGAAAGAUCUGGGUGUAGCAAUGAGGGCGAUAGCUCACCUCAACCCAGAGAUCACAGUGGCCCUGGGACCCCUCUGCUUCUUGUGACCAGUGAGGAGUGUGUGUGUGUGUGUGUGUGUGUGUGUGUGUGAUUUAAUUAAUGAAAUAUAAAUAAAUAUAAUUUACUGUAAAUAUAAUUUACAUACAAAAAGCAACAAUAUGCUGUAUGAUAUUUCACGUUAAUCAUUUAGUAAGGAUUGGUUUACUUAGUGUUGCACUGUAUUUUAUGUAUAUUUAUUGAAUUGACUGUUCAUCAUCAUAUGAAUGCAUUCUUUCUCUUAAAUGUUUAUGUGACACAGAAAUGCUCUAAUUAAAUUGACCUUGAACUAAACUUUCCAGUGUAUUUAGCGUGUCGUCCUCCACACAGGGUAAGCACUAUCAAGAUGAGAGAGACUUUGUAAAAAGUUUCAUUCACGUGAGCUAUUUGUAUUAACCCUCAGCCUAUAGAGGAUAUGUAAACUUGGAACAGUGGUUUGCACUGUUGCCUCACAGCAAGAGAGUCCCAGAAAACCAAGGUAUUGCCUUGUUUUCUUCUUUUUGAUGCCGGUGUUUCUUGGUACUUUUAUGUUUCUCACACAACAGGAACAAGAUCAGGUGUUGGUGAUAAAUAUCUCGAUAAAUUGAAAGGUGGACCAAAAAAAUUAGUUUUUAUUUGGGUGAUAGUGACUUCUAAUUAUCCAGUAGAGUGUCUGAUUGGGAUGCACAAAUAUAAUUAUAUUAACCUCACAAACUCAUAGCAGUCAAAGCUCUGCGCCACCCUAACGGGGGCUUGGAUGAAUAAAAUGCAGAUGACACAUUUCCCCACUUGGAUUAAUAAAGUUACCUUAACCUUGAAAUAAUAAUUCCUUUUCAUUGGGUUCAUUCAGCAGUGUGAUUAUGUAAUUUAAAUAAAGAUUGUGUAGGUUAAGCUCUAAUAAGUAAGUUCUCUGCAGGUAAAUUAAGGAGCAAUUAACUACUGAUGACAGACAAUUUGCUAACCCUUGUGCCUAUUUUGAACAUGUGCUUGAGAAACAGGUUGUUUCACCCUGACACAUGGAAAAAAAUGAUGCCCACAACACGGCAAUAUAUUUGAUCAUUGUGUUUUCAGGCCUAAUAUCAGAGCAGUGAAGUUUCCCAGUUGAAGGAAGCAAGCUCAAAAUAAAGUGGGUCGUCAUUAGGGCAUUUUGAACGUUUACGGUCAUUAUGAUUGUGCAAAACCGUCAAACCACAUCACAAAGUGGCUUUCUUAUGACAGUAAAACCCUGCAGCCAUAGUGCUGAAAUGCCCAGCGUCACAGGAUUGUUUUGAAAGAAACUAUACAGAAUGAUGUAUGAAAUAAUAACUGCUAUUAAAUGCAAUUAUUUAUCAUCUUUAGCCAUUAAUACUGUUGGCACAAGACUGUUCUGCAGUAUGCCUUCAUUUGAAAUAGAUAAUGCUGUAGAUAAAAGGGUUGUUAUUUGUGUGUGUGAAAGAACUCACAAGACCAUUUUUGAUUUGUGAUUCAUCAUGCUUCCCUUAGAAGAGCCCUGUGUCUCAUUCAGAACAUAUUUUCACUGAAGUUUAUCAAAAACUUAUUUUUGAAAAUGUGUUUGCCUUUACACUCAUUAUCAUAUCUUAGUUAUGUGAUAACCAUUUUGAUACGUAAUAAAAAAAAAAGCAUACUGCCAGUCAGACUUAAAAAGUACAAAUAUUUGUAUGUAUGUAUUUAGAAAUAUGUUAUAAUAUUCAGCUGCAGAAUUUCUUCUUUAUAAAUUUGCAAACGUGGUUUUUUUUAUUAAUUUCAGGUCUGGUUACAGAGAACAGGAAAAGAGAAAAUAUCCAGUUUUCUGUGCAAAGAUUACUUAAUUAGAAACAGUAACCACUUGUAACAACCAAGUUAGACAAUCACUGGGAUACAGCAGCAGAAGACCACACCAGGUGCCACUGCUCCCACUUUCAGGGGUGUGUGUAGCUGCAUCACUCCAAUAAUUAUCUACAUUUUUAUAGUUUUUAAAAAUGAAAUGGUCACUUUGUGAAGUUGUGUGAUCCUUCCUCCUCUCCUCUGUCAUUGUAUUU